UGGAAAGCCUCAACUGUUGCCACCUUAAACAACUCGGGCUGGGCUAGUUUAUCUGAGAAUCGGCUACAUCGUCCCAGGCUCCCAGCUGCCAAACAUUGACACCUUGUUAACGUGUCUUUCUGUGUUUUCCAAAUGCUCGUUCGAGAAUUCCUAAGAAAUGGUUCUUGGGAUUCUGGAAAGUGUGUUUUGUGGAUAACUAUAAGAGAAGAUGGGAGAGCAAACGUUUUAUGAGAGAAUGAUUAGUCAUCUCCGUGGAACUUGCAAGUAUUAUACUGGUUAUCCAAAGGAUCUUGGGCCAUCCCAGGUUAUUAAUUUCACAUCAGAACGUGACUUUGUCCGUCUUCUUCAUGAAGGCUAUCCAGUGGUUGUUGCUUUUACAAUAAGGUGUAGUCUCACCAAACAUCUGGACAAAGUACUGGAGGAAGCUGCAUCAGAGUUCUAUCCACAUGUAAAAUUCAUACGUGUUGAAUGUCCAAAAUAUCCCGGUUUCUGUAUUUCACGACAAAAAACGGAGUAUCCAUUCAUUGAAAUAUUUCAUAGUCCGCAGCAAGCAUCUAACCAAGGAAGGGUUGUUGAACCAAAUAUUACAAAGUACUCGGUGAAGGUUAUUCCUUUCAACUAUGAUGUUAGUGCCUAUGGAUUUAGAGAGUUUUUCAAGCGCCAUGGAAUAAGGUCAUCAGAUCCGAAGUAAAAAGAUUUUUUUUUAAUUUUUUUAUUGAGGAAUUCAAUUCAGCUUAUUUGCUGUCUCAAGGGUUGAUCACCUUGUAACUUUCUAUAAAUGUGAAAAAACCUUGGUUUUACAUGUACUGGCUUCCUAUCUAGGACAAACAGG
Messenger RNA from Morus notabilis, 832 nucleotides. RefSeq lists its product as uncharacterized. NCBI's taxonomy places the organism in Eukaryota, Viridiplantae, Streptophyta, Magnoliopsida, Rosales, Moraceae. The transcript has 8 exons. The record is from RefSeq and is a predicted model, not a curated record. The coding region runs from base 209 to 691 and encodes 160 amino acids.